CAAAAUUAUCGAUUUUUAAAAUUGUCCGCAUAUUGCUAGUGAAACUAAUUUUUCGAAGUUCAAUUUAAUCCUCAUAUAUGCGGAUCAAGCAGAUAACGGCUAGAGACCAAUAUGACGUCAAAUACACUUGGAUCGAAAUAUCUCGAAAACUGCAAGAUGGCAUAAAAAGUCAACAAUUUUGCAUCCUUUAAUUAUCUCACAUCUUAGAUUCAAAAUUUAAAUAAAGUCAAAUUAAUUAACAAAUUAUUUUGUACUGCUUGUUUAUAUUGUGCAUCGUGGAGGUUAUCGUAUCGAGCUUUCCAAGACAGGUUGAAUAAAUGAAAAUGACAUAAACAGGUUUUGUACAGUUUAUGCGUUAUGGCAAUGCACCUGAGGAUCAUAAAAUGCACGACGAAUAUAGGACGGGAAUGUGACUUGUACCAACCUGUCUAACGAUAAGAAAGAGUGCGGUAAAAGCCUAUUGUUUAAAUUGAUGAAAUUAUUCUAAUCCGGCUAACUUCUCACCAGUUGCAACCUUCGCAACACUCGUUCACGCAGGUACAGUUUUUGAAUAUACGUAAAUUAAUUUAUCCUUCUGUGUCAAAUCGUUACAAUGGCAAAGUGUUUCCUGUAUGAAUAUUCGUGUAGCUUACACGUAGUAAAGUGAUAUUUGAAGGAGGCAAUGGGAACGUUUGAUUCUUCGUUGUUUGAAAGAUGUCCCGUGCAUAAGAUGCCACACGAGGAGAAGAAUCGAUAAAUAAAAACGGAAGAUUUUUACGAUGUACAAAAUUUGUUAAGUGACAUACGUAUGUUAUCAAGAGGAAAUGGCUAUGUUGCUCACCACUCGUCACUGGGGAUCGGACGAAUCAUUUAGUUGCUUUAGCAAGACAUUCGCGAGCAAAUUCACAAAAUCACAAGAAAAGCCGAACAAUGACAAGUCAGUUUCGGCGUCCGAUCGUCUACCUGAAGACAUUCCUCGGAAACAGCUGGCGAAACGGAACGCGUUGAAUGUUGCAUCGAAAAUUGCAAAAUCCAAGACGACUAAGGCCUACAAUGACAUCGUCUUGGAAUCUAGUCACGUAAAAGCAUCAGCACUUCUAUACGAAAUAACAGAUCGCACUAAUCAGUUAGCCCAACCACGCGUUCGAACCAUCGAAGAAAAGCUGUCUCAGACACGACCGAAUUCAACGCAGAUUCCGAAAGCAUCGUCGCGUAUUAUUGAACUUUCUAGGCCACGGAUCCCUUAUCAGUAUCCUCCUAAACCGAUUGGAUACGUUGCGCCUGGUGCUCUCACGGCCGUUGCCACUCAGCGUAUAAUUGAAUUAUCGAAACCAAAAAAGAAGCGGAGAUCGAGCAAAAGAAAAUCAAAAUUGCAUAAUGAAAAGUCACGAAGUUACGUAAGGCGCGGUAAAAAGAAGUUGGACAAUAAAUACACUGCGUUGCUUCGUCAUAAGAAUGAUCGAAAAAUGAGGAACAAGAAGAGACAAUUGAAAACUUCAAACUCCGACAGGACCAUUAUUAUGGUUGGCUUGAAAUUGAAGGAUGAUAAGAAAACUCGUCGACAUUCCUGACUACUGAGAAUGAUGCGUGAUGUUUUCUCAUUGUCGUUCGCAGUUUCAUAACACAGUCGUUGUUUCUAAUUGCGCGUAAUGAAUUUUCCACCCGUAUGUAAUAUUUUAAUGUCUACUUAUACAUGAUAAUAAGCGUUGUUAAGUCAGCGAAAUUUACAAACUAAUUUAUUCUAGCAAUGACUCUAUAAAUUUUGUAUAGUAUGUUUUGUACGAAUAAUUAUUCGAUCACUAUGAAAAAUUACCGGUGGAAAUAGUUAUCCGUGAUGGCGAUCAAUACUGAUUGCAUCAUACGCACUUUGGAAUGCAGAUCUGCGAUUAUGCGACAAUACGCACGAUCGAUUUGCGUUCCUCCUUCGUUCUAUUUGAAAAUAUCGCGCUAGAUAUAUAUACAGUGCCGUGAAUAAUCAUUGACUCAAACACAUUUUCUGCGUUAUUUCUUCAAUGUUUCUAUGAAACCACAUAUCAUGUCUGGAUAUGUUAAGUAAAAUUGUUUUUGUAAAGAGUAGAUUGAACGCUAGAGGAUAUCAGGAGAUGUUAUAUGUCUUUCUUAAUCGAAAUAGAAGACAGAAAGAUAAUAUUUAUAUUUAUAUUAUGAUUUAUAUUAUAAUAUGGAAUUACAUAUAUACGAUUUUGUUAAUUUUUGUUUUGAUAUUAUGAAAAAUCGAAAAAUGAGAUUGAAUUUAUAAUUAUUCACGGCAUUGUACGUAUUAUGAAAUGUACUCCCAUAAACUUUAAAAUCAAUUUUCAUAGUUCAUAAACUAAUAGUAAAUAGUAAAUAGUCGAGAACUAGAGCGACGAUACGCAAUAUUGAGUAGUCUUACCGCAUAUUAUAUCCAACGUCGCUCGUUUGGCAUAGGGAACAAUGUCGAAUUCUGGUUUAUCGACUUCCUGAUUUAGGCAUGAGAUUAGUAUUUCGGCUUCUUUGAUUGCCGUCUUCAAGUAUACUUCUAGAAGACCACUGUGGAAGGUUGGUGUUAGCAACUUCCUGCGAAAAUGCCAUUUCUCACCUAGAACACGGUAGACGAUUUAUUACGUUUAAUUUUUCAUUCUUUUUCUCUCGGUUAUUCUUGCGAUAGGUUAAAGAAAUUAAUCAAAAGGGUUUAAACUAAGAGUCACGACGAGAAAAUGGUUAAUGGUGUACUCCCGGACAAAAAGAUAGCAGGUAGUAUAAAUCUGGAAAAUUUUAUCGAAUAACAAACAAAAAUACAGAGAUAUAUUUCGUUAAAUUAAGAAAUUAACUUUGCUUUUUAUAGUUUUGAGGUGGAAACAAAUAUUUUUCUACAAAUAUGGUAAGAAUUUUCAGUCGGUCAAAAUGAUUGUUCAAACGCUGUUCAUGUUUAUCAAAGAUUACCAUGUUAAUAUUUCGUAUAGCUUCCUUUAUUUUUUACAACUGUUACCAUUCUGAUUUGUAACGAUUUAAAUAGCAUUUCCAUUUCACUUUGACCUAUUUUUUCCCAUUUGUGGGCAAUGCAGUUUUUCAAAUUAUUUGUAUUCUGAAAUUGCCGUCCAUCUUCAUAAAGUCUUCUAUCGAGCAUAUCUCAAUAAUUUUCUAUUAUAUUUAGGUUAGUUGACUUUACUGGCCAUUGUAAAACAUCGACGUUUUUCUCCAAGAAUUACUUCUUUACCGACCGUGUAUCGCGGACCUCGGUAUUAUCGUUUUAGCGUACAAAAUUUCCCCCCGUGAUAUGCAUUGCACGUACUUGUAUUUGUUCGCCAAUCAAAUCAAUAAACUUUUUAGUAUUCGCUUUUCCGGAAUAACACACAA
This is a messenger RNA of Bombus terrestris (buff-tailed bumblebee), 3315 nucleotides long. RefSeq lists its product as uncharacterized. NCBI's taxonomy places the organism in Eukaryota, Metazoa, Arthropoda, Insecta, Hymenoptera, Apidae. The coding region runs from base 804 to 1550 and encodes 248 amino acids. The record is from RefSeq and is a predicted model, not a curated record. The transcript is spliced from 7 exons.